Molecule: messenger RNA, 2746 nt
Organism: Talpa occidentalis (Iberian mole)
Lineage: Eukaryota; Metazoa; Chordata; Mammalia; Eulipotyphla; Talpidae
Gene: FAM222A
Product: family with sequence similarity 222 member A
Exons: 3
Coding region: 84-1442 (452 amino acids)
Source: RefSeq, a predicted model, not a curated record
CCGCUGAGGACCGGGGCCCCUGACGGCCCGCCGGCCGGGACCCUGCUGCAGAGUGUGCCCCGCCACGGGCCCCCAGCUCAGCCAUGCUGGCCUGUCUGCAGAGGACCCAGAACCCACCGGGCCAACACCUGGCCUGCCCAAGCAAGAGCCUGGAGCUGCGCAAGUGCGAGACGGUGGUGAGCUCCAUGCACGCCUCCCGCUACCCGAGCCCGGCCGAGCUGGACGCCUACGCUGAGAAGGUGGCCAACAGCCCGCUGUCCAUCAAGAUCUUCCCCACCAACAUCCGCGUGCCCCAGCACAAGCACCUCAGCCGCACCGUCAACGGCUACGACACCAGUGGCCAGCGCUACAGCCCCUACCCGCCGCACGCCGCCGGCUACCAGGGCCUGCUGGCCAUCGUCAAGGCUGCCGUCUCCUCCUCGGGCGUGGCCGCACCUGCCGGGCCCGCCAAGAGCGUGCUCAAGAGCGCCGAGGGCAAGCGGACCAAGCUGUCGCCGGCCACCGUGCAGGUGGGCAUCGCUCCCUACCCGGCGCCCAGCACCCUGGGGCCCUUGGCCUACCCCAAGCCGCCCGAGGCGCCUGCCCCACCGCCCAACCUGCCUGCGGCUGCCACCGCCACCUCGGUCAUCCCCCUGCCCAGCCGCGGCCUGCCCCUGCCACCCUCCAACCUGCCCUCCAUCCACAGCAUCCUCUACCAGCUCAACCAGCAGUGCCAGGCCCCGGGCGCCGCACCCACUGCCUGUCAGGGUGUGGCCGUUCCCCACCCCAGCCCGGCCAAGCACGGCCCCGUGCCCAGCUUCCCCAGCAUGGCCUACUCUGCCACUGCUGGUCUGCCCGACUGCCGAAAAGGCACCGAGCUGGGCCAGGGGAGCACGUCGGCCUUGACGUUGGCUGGAACCACCAAGCCUGCGGGGUAUGUGGAGGGUGGCCUGGAUUACCUGCUGUGGCCACAGAAGCCGCCCCCACCGCCCCCCCAGCCCCUGCGGGCCUACAGUGGCGGCACGGUGGCCAGCAAGUCCCCAGAGGCUUGCGGGGGGCGGGCAUACGAGCGGGCCACCGCAUCGCCCCUCAACUGUGGCAUGGGGCUGCCUGCCAGCUUCACUGUGGGCCAGUACUUCGCCGCCCCCUGGAACAGCGUGCUGGCGACCCCCACCAGCGACUGCUACAACCCUGCGGCCGCCGUGGCCGUCACCGAGCUGGGGCCGGGGGCAGCCCGGGACCUGGCGGGGCCCACCGCAGAGGCCCUCUCGGGCCUGCCCAGCAAGAGUGUGUGCAACACGUCGGUGCUGAGCAGCAGCCUGCAGUCGCUGGAAUAUCUCAUCAACGACAUCCGGCCGCCCUGCAUCAAGGAGCAGAUGCUGGGCAAGGGCUACGAGACCGUGGCUGUGCCCCGGCUGCUCGACCACCAGCACGCCCACAUCCGCCUGCCCGUCUACAGAUAAGGCCUGCCUGGCACCCGCUCGGACAGACGGACAGGGCGCCCAAGGGGGAGGCAGGCCGCAGGACAGGGCGGGCGGGGGGCUCCAGGGGCCCUGCCCCGUGCUUGGUUGCCCGCUGGUGCCCACAGGGAAGCCAGGCUGGCUGCUACCAUCCAGGCGCCUAUCUGGGAGCGGCAGAGUGACCUCGCUCACUAAGGGCCCCCCCAGCUGCCCCAGGACCCUGGGCGUGCCUGAGGCAGCCGCUGACCUCCAUGCCUUCCUCCAUCCAAGCUGGCAGAGACAGGGAGAGAGAAACCACUGAGGAACAGGAAUGGCUCCCUUCGCUUUUCCCGGGAAAGGUGCCGGGGCCAGGGUGGGAGGCAGGAGGAAAGAUGAUGGUCUCGACUCAGAAGUCGAGAGCUUCUCCUGGCCCCAGACUCCUCAGUCUCCUAGAAAAGUCGAGGGGGCCUGUAGGAAGUCACGGGGCCCAUAGCACCCCCUCAUCGGCCAGGACAGGUGAAGACCACUCUCAUAGAGGCCCCAGGACUGCCAGCCCGCCCGCGCCGCCCCUAGACUCUCCUUCCCCUCCCCCACGCUCCCCCACGCUCCCCAUUCCUUCCCAGCACAGAACCACGCUCCCAUCCCCCACCCUCCAAACCCCGGCUGCCGCUGGCCCCUUCCCUCCAGCACAUUUCACAGGGCUGCCGGGCACAGGGGUGCAGACGGCGCACUGCACAAGGGCACCUCGUCCAGGGAGAUCCCACCUGCACCCUAGCCUUGUGUAGUUAUUACAGCGAUUUCCCUAACCCAAGGAAGGGGUGCCGGUUCCUCUUCGCACAAAGGCACCCUAGGGAUGACCCAUGGGCCUGCGGUCUUAGACCCCGGUCAGAGGGACCUCGCUCUGCCUUCUUGGGGAGGUCUCCUAGGAGCCAGCAAGGGGGAAACCUGCUGGUUUUAAAUGGGCAAUCCCAUCCCAGUCACACAAGCUGCCCCCCAAAGCCUGCCCCGCACCAUCAGGGGUACGGGGAGGCGGGCAGGGCCCCCUGUUAUGUCCCCAAGGCCCGUAUUCCCCACGCCCCGGCCCCUCUGGCGUUCCAAAAGCGGUACUGUAUCUCUCUCCAAGGCCUGCUCAAGCACUAAGUGCAUUUACAAAUCUCUGAGAAUGUUUUUUUUUUAUACUAAAAUUGACCAUUAUAUUCUACUGUGAGAAGUGCAGCCUGCACUAUAUUGUUUUAAAAACGAAGAGAAAGAAAAAAAAAGGAAAACACAGAUGGUGUCUCAGCUGUGGGAUUGUUUUGUAGCUCUCGGUUUUGUUCUUUCUUCCUCCC